Molecule: messenger RNA, 2175 nt
Organism: Brassica napus (rape)
Lineage: Eukaryota; Viridiplantae; Streptophyta; Magnoliopsida; Brassicales; Brassicaceae
Product: myrosinase 4-like
Exons: 13
Coding region: 510-2057 (515 amino acids)
Biological process (GO): carbohydrate metabolic process
Molecular function (GO): beta-glucosidase activity
Source: RefSeq, a predicted model, not a curated record
UAAGCAUUUAUUAGCAUAUAUUCUCAUUCAGACAUGUGAGGGUAUUUAUAGUGUGUGAACUGUGAAGCUAUAUACGUAUUUGACAUUACAUAUUUAAGCAAGAGGAAUAUGAUGCCGUAAAACGCAACAUGGUUAUUUGUUUAUUCGUAAUGAAUCAACUUUCUUUUAUUUUCAAAAAAAAUGAAUCAACUUUCUUUGUAUUAACAACUCAAUCCUUGCUUCGAUAACAGUAUAUAAAAUUUGGAAAAUUUGUUACGUUAAUAUUAUGUAAAUUUUACUUCAGAAAGAGACAGCAAGUCGUGAGGUGGAGAACAUGGAGGAAGUAAAUCAUUGCAAAUAUUCGUACGUAACGAGUUUACUUCAGUCGUCCCCAUGCAAAUUCUCAUGCACGCAAACUUUUCUUUAUAAACCAUUCCAAGUUCACGAUUUAGUCAUCAUCAUCAAAUUACCUAUCAACAAAAAGCAAAUUAAAUCAACUAAGAAAGAACUGAAGAAAGCAACCCAUAACAAUGCUCUUAACCAUGGAAAUUCCAAAAGCUCACUUCUCUUUGGCCAUUCUUGUCAUUCUCUUUGCGGUUUCAAGUAGCCAAAAUGUUGGCAACCCGGCCUGUAAGGCUAAAGAACCCUUCAACUGCGACAAUCCCCUUACAUUCAACCGAACUAGUUUUCCAAAGAACUUCACUUUUGGUGCGGCUACUUCCGCCUACCAGAUUGAAGGUGCAGCACAUAGAGCACUUAACGGAUGGGACUAUUACACUCAUAGAUAUCCAGAGAAAGUUCCAGAUCACAGUUCCGGAGACCUUGCUUGUGAUUCGUAUGAUCUUUACAAGGAGGAUGUCAAAUUACUGAAAAGAAUGAAGGCUCAAGCCUACCGGCUCUCAAUAGCAUGGUCUAGGGUCUUACCAAAGGGAAGAUUGAUAGGAGGGAUAGACGAAAACGGGAUCAAAUACUACAAUAACCUCAUCAAUGAGUUAAAAGCAAAUGGCAUAGAACCGUACGUAACAAUCUUUCACUGGGAUGUUCCCCAAACUCUAGAAGAUGAGUAUGGAGGUUUCUUGAGCCGGCGUAUAGUGGAGGACUACAAAAACUAUGCCGAGCUUCUAUUCCAGAGGUUUGGAGACAGAGUCAAAUUUUGGAUCACUUUAAACCAACCUUACUCUCUUGCAAGCAAAGGUUAUGGAGAUGGAUCGUAUCCGCCUGGACGGUGCACUGGCUGUGAAUUUGGAGGAGAUUCUGGAACCGAACCUUAUAUAGUUGGACAUAACCAACUUCUGGCUCAUGCAAAAGUUGUAGCAUUAUACAGAAAAAGAUAUCAGAAAUUACAAGGUGGUAAGAUAGGAACGACCUUGAUCGGGAGAUGGUUCACCCCAUUAAACGAAAAUAGCAUUCGCGACACGGCUGCUGCAAAGCGAGCAUUUGAUUUCUUCGUCGGAUGGUUUUUGGAUCCACUGGUCUAUGGAAGAUAUCCAAAGAUAAUGCGACAGAUGGUCGGAAAUAGAUUACCAAAAUUCACACCCCAAGAAUCAAAAUUAGUCAAAGGAUCACUUGAUUUUCUAGGGUUGAACUAUUACGUUACUCAAUAUGCGACCAACGCACCUCGUUCCACACAACCUAAUGUCAUAACCGAUGCAAGAGUUACUCUUGGAUAUUAUCGCAACAGAGUACCAAUUGGUGUUCAGGCGCCUAGCUUUGUCUACUACCCCCCAGGGAUCCGUCAGAUUCUAAAUUAUAUCAAAAACAAAUACGGAAACCCACUUACCUACAUUACUGAAAAUGGAGUUGCUGAUCUUGAUACCGGAAACUUAACGCUGCCAGAUGCUCUUGCUGAUAAUGGACGAAUUCAAAAUCACUGCAGCCAUCUUUCAUGUCUCAAAUGCUCUAUCGAUGAUGGAUGCAACGUAGCAGGGUAUUUUGCAUGGUCUUUGAUGGAUAACUACGAGUUCGGAAAUGGUUACACUCUCCGCUUUGGUAUGAAUUGGGUCAAUUUCACUAAUCCUGCUGAUCGAAGAGAAAAAGCUUCUGGCAAAUGGUUUUCUGAGUUCAUAAUCAAACAAUAAGAGGAAUCAAUAUAUUUAAACAAAUUAUCUGCAUCCAACCUAUUGAAUCUAAUAAUUACUCUACUCUAUGUAUUGUUUGUUUUAUUUUUAUUAUAAUUAAUUAAUAAAGCUUCGAUGA